UUGUUGCAUUCGUCAAGCAGUAUCAGACAUUCGAAAUACUUCUUCCACCGUUGUAAUAUAUAAGUGAGGAUCGUGCAGAAUAGUCAUCAAGUGAUAAUUGGCUUUAAGUAAAUUGGAGUAAAACGGAGUUUAAACAUAUCUUCGAGUGUGUACACAUCACGCCAGAUUUAGAAUAAAUAGCUGACAGCACACAAGAUUACUAACCAUGAUAACACAGUUAUUGUUUUUAAUUCCUUUAUUCUUUAUUGCUCAUGGGGAGCAAUCUCACGGCAAAUCAAUUACAUUACCACGUGUAACGCCAAAGAUUGUAGGUGGAAAUGUAGCCAUUUUAGGUGAAAUCCCAUACCAGGUUUCUCUUCAAAUAAUUAAAACAGAGUAUCACUUCUGCGGUGGGUCUAUAAUUAACCGGCUAUACGUACUGACCGCUGCACAUUGUAUGGAGGGUUUGAACAGUAAAGACAUUUCGGUCAAUGUGGGAGUUAUAGAUCUACGAAAACCACAUGCGGUGUAUCUGAUCGAGUCCUCUUAUGUGCACAAAGGAUACAAUCCCAGAAAUUCAUUUGUCCACGAUAUCGCAUUAAUUAAGGUCAAAACUCCAUUUGUAUUUUCUUCUCUGGUGCGUCCCGUCACAUUACCGGAACAAAAUCAAAUUAUUCAUGCCGGCUCGUAUGCGAUUGUUUCGGGAUUCGGUAGACUAUCGUCUGGAGGAAGAAGAUCCAAUCUUUUAUACACCGCAAAUCUUUUAAUAACCAAUCAGUCUUACUGCAAAAAAGUGUACGAGCCAUUAAAAUUAUAUGUUCACGAUACACAAAUCUGUGCAAAUGAGCCAAGUGCAGUUAAGGGUUCAUGUCAGGGAGAUUCCGGCGGCCCUCUCACUGUCAAUGGAACACUCACAGGAAUCGUCUCAUGGGCGAGAGGCUGCGGUGAUCCAAACUAUCCUACCGUGUAUACACGCGUCCCGUCAUACAUCGAUUGGAUCAAUGAGCACAUAAAAUAAUUUAAAGCAGAAAUGCGUUAAUAAGGCUAUCGCACGUAAUGAGCUACAUGAUUAUGUACAAAAUGCAUAUGACGUAUAUUUAAUGAUUUAUUACAUUUAUGUUUGAACGUUUAACUAUACAUAUCGAUUUCACUUGUGUAUCAUUAAGUAUCAAAAUGGAUUUGUGUACACUUCCGUAAUGAAUGGCAAUGCGUUAAUAAAAGUUAUCAUUUAUUAAUA
Molecule: messenger RNA, 1216 nt
Organism: Solenopsis invicta (red fire ant)
Lineage: Eukaryota; Metazoa; Arthropoda; Insecta; Hymenoptera; Formicidae
Product: chymotrypsin-2
Exons: 8
Coding region: 206-997 (263 amino acids)
Biological process (GO): proteolysis
Molecular function (GO): serine-type endopeptidase activity
Source: RefSeq, a predicted model, not a curated record